AAGCACAUCACCACCAACGCAACAACGCGAACGUCUCGUUCAUCUGCUGUGGUGCUCGUGUGUCUGUGUGUGCUCGUGUGUGUGUGUGCUUCCUGACUGCCCUUCCCCUGUGUCGUGCACAACCGCAUCCAUUCAUCUGUCUGUUCAUUUCCCGCAUCACCGGGCUGGAGUAAGCGCUGUUUGGCACCAUGUCGAACGCGACGCGAAAGAUCAAGACGCGUGAAGAGAUCCGCAAGGAGAAGGAGCUCGAUGAGGCACGAAAGCGCGGUACCAUCCCUGCAGAGGUUGAUGAGGAAGGUCGCGACAUCAACCCGCACAUCCCGCAGUACAUCAAGGAUGCCCCAUGGUACUACAAGACAGACAAACCCACGUUGAGGCAUCAGCGUGUUCAAGAUGACAAGAAACAGAAGGUGGACGACAUCCACAAGACGUUGCGCAAGGGCAUCAUCCGCGGGAAAACGGCCACUCGGUAUCGGAAAGGCGCGUGCCAGAACUGUGGUUCCCUGUCGCACACCAAGAAGGAAUGCGUGUAUCGACCUCGUCGUGUAGGUGCUCGCUUCACCGGCCAAGACAUUGCCCCAGAUGAAUACAUCCCGUCGGACUCUGCGGUGACCUUUGAUGGCAAGCGCGAUCGCUGGGCGUCAUAUGACGUGCGCCACCACCAGAAAGUGAUUGACGAGUUUGAAAAGGUUGAGCGUGAGAAGCGCCGAUUGCAGGCGGAGAAACUGCGCAACGAGGCGGAGGAGAAGAAGAAAGCACGCGAAGCCAACGCGGGCGAGGGCGGGGGCGACAGCAGCAGCAGCAGCGACGAUGAUGACGAUGACGACGACGAUGAAGACGACGAGAAGGACGAGCUGAAGUAUGCUGACUCAGCAGAAAUGGCCGGGUCGAAGGUUGACACGAAGCGCCGCAUCACCGUGCGUAACCUGCGUAUCCGCGAAGACACUGCAAAGUACCUGCUCAACCUGGACCCAAACUCCGCCCAUUACGAUCCAAAAACCCGCAGUAUGCGCGCCAAUCCGCUCGCCCACCUUGGCGUCCCAGAGAAGGACCUGCCAUAUGCUGGCGACAACUUUGUGCGCUACUCUGGCGAUGUGCCGAAGGUUGCUGAAAAGCAGGUGUUUGCCUGGGACGCGGCCAACAAGGGCGCUGAGCUGCACCUGCAGGCCGACCCAACAAAGGCCGAGCUCAUGCACAAGCAGUUCAAGGUGAAGAAAGCCAACUUCCAGGAGGACCAGCGCAAGAGCAUCCUCGAAAAGUAUGGUGGAGAGACACACCUGAAGGCGCCGCCAAAAGAGCUGUUGAUGGCGCAGACAGAGCACUACGUUGAAUACUCGCAGACAGGACGCGUCAUCAAGGGCAAGGAAAAGCCAAAGGUUCUCUCUCGUUACGAGGAAGACGUGUAUCCUGGCAACCACAAGUCCAUCUGGGGCUCCUACUGGGUUGAUGGCAAGUGGGGCUACGCUUGCUGCCACUCCACGGAGAGGAAUUCCUACUGCACUGGCGAGGCUGGGCGCCGUGCUCGCAAGGCAAAACCCACGGAUCUGCUCGCUGCCAAGAUGGACGCGGGUGAGAAGGUCGGAGGCAGCGGCAGCGGCGACACCACCACCGCCACCACCACCACCACUGCGAGCGAUGAGACGGAGAGCAAGUCGCUGGUGGACCUGCACCAGGAGCGGCAGCGGCGUGAUGGCGGCGACGAGGCCGACGGGUCGUCGUCAUCUUCGUCGAAGGACAAGAAGAAGAAGAAGAAAAAGAAGCACAAGAAGAAGCGCAGCAAGGACAGCGACGAUGAUGACGACCUUGACGAUGAGAUGGCUGCUGCGCGGAAAAAGGAGAAGCGCAUCCAGGAGCUGAUUGAUAAGCAGAAGCGCGCAGACGAGGCAAACACCCGCUACCUGCAGAUGGACGAGAGGGACCGGCCGUUCAACUCUGCACGCGAGGACUACAAGGAGGUGACGGAGGAGGAGAUGGAGGCUUAUCGCCGCGGGCGCCAGCGCACCGAAGACCCCAUGGCACAUUUCCUCUCAAAGUAAACACGCACCACUCGC
Salpingoeca rosetta is the source of this 2051-nucleotide messenger RNA. Its product is annotated as pre-mRNA-splicing factor SLU7. The transcript has 13 exons. Gene Ontology annotation, cellular component: spliceosomal complex. Bases 189 to 2036 code for a protein of 615 amino acids. Gene Ontology annotation, biological process: mRNA splicing, via spliceosome. NCBI's taxonomy places the organism in Eukaryota, Choanoflagellata, Craspedida, Salpingoecidae. Gene Ontology annotation, molecular function: pre-mRNA 3'-splice site binding. The record is from RefSeq and is a predicted model, not a curated record.